This is a messenger RNA of Propithecus coquereli (Coquerel's sifaka), 4720 nucleotides long. It is a transcript of the gene ABAT, whose product is annotated as 4-aminobutyrate aminotransferase. NCBI's taxonomy places the organism in Eukaryota, Metazoa, Chordata, Mammalia, Primates, Indriidae. Gene Ontology annotation, biological process: GABA catabolic process. The transcript is spliced from 16 exons. Bases 156 to 1658 code for a protein of 500 amino acids. The record is from RefSeq and is a predicted model, not a curated record. Gene Ontology annotation, molecular function: pyridoxal phosphate binding. Gene Ontology annotation, cellular component: mitochondrion.
GGGAGCCGGGCAGACGCCGCGCGCAGCCGGAGCUCGGCGCGAGGAUCCCGCAGGUCGGAGCCCGGCGGGUCGCGAACAGAUCGCAUCCGUAGAUCGGAGCCCGGGCCCGGAGAGUGGCAGAGAGGGAGGGGCUUCGGUGCCUGAAGGAAGGGGUCAUGGCCUCCAUGCUGCUCGCCCGGCGGCUGGCCUGCAUUUUCCAGCACAACUCCUGCCUGCUGGUGCCAGGAUCCAGACAGAUCAGUCAAGCCGCAGCCAAAGUCGAUGUUGAGUUUGAUUACGAUGGGCCUCUGAUGAAAACAGAAGUCCCAGGGCCCAGAUCUCAGGAGUUAAUGAAACAGCUGAACAUGAUUCAGAACGCAGAGGCCGUGCAUUUUUUCUGCAAUUAUGAAGAGAGCCGAGGCAACUACCUGGUCGAUGUGGAUGGGAACCGGAUGCUGGACCUGUAUUCCCAGAUCUCCUCUGUCCCCAUAGGUUACAGCCACCCUGCCCUGGUGAAGCUCAUCCAACAGCCUCAGAAUGUGAGCACAUUCAUCAACAGACCUGCUCUCGGCAUCCUGCCUCCGGAGAACUUUGUGGAGAAGCUCCGGUCGUCCUUGCUCUCGGUGGCUCCCAAGGGGAUGUCCCAGCUCAUCACCAUGGCCUGCGGCUCCUGCUCCAAUGAAAAUGCAUUCAAGACCAUCUUCAUGUGGUACCGGAGCAAGGAAAGGGGGCAGAGGGGCUUCUCCAAAGAGGAGCUGGAGACCUGCAUGAUUAACCAGGCCCCCGGGUGCCCCGAGUACAGCAUCCUCUCCUUCAUGGGCGCGUUCCACGGGAGAACCAUGGGUUGCCUAGCGACCACGCACUCCAAAGCCAUUCACAAGAUCGACAUCCCUUCCUUCGACUGGCCCAUCGCACCAUUCCCACGGCUGAAAUAUCCUCUGGAAGAGUUUGUGAAAGAAAACCAACAAGAAGAAGCCCGCUGUCUAGAAGAGGUGGAGGAUCUGAUCGUGAAAUACCGGAAGAAGAAAAAGACGGUGGCUGGGAUCGUCGUGGAGCCCAUCCAGUCUGAGGGCGGAGACAACCACGCGUCGGACGACUUCUUCAGGAAGCUGAGAGACAUUGCCAGGAAGCAUGGCUGUGCCUUCUUGGUGGAUGAGGUCCAGACUGGAGGGGGCUGUACCGGCAAGUUCUGGGCCCAUGAGCACUGGGGCUUGGACGACCCAGCAGACGUGAUGACCUUCAGCAAGAAGAUGAUGACCGGCGGCUUCUUCCACAAGGAGGAGUUCAGGCCCAACGCUCCCUACCGGAUCUUCAACACGUGGCUGGGGGACCCGUCCAAGAACCUGCUGCUGGCUGAGGUCAUCGACGUCAUCAAGCGGGAAGACCUGCUGAAUAACGCAGCGCACGCCGGGAAGGUCCUGCUCACGGGGCUGCUGGACCUCCAGGCCCGGUACCCGCAGCUCAUCAGCAGAGUGAGAGGCCGAGGCACCUUUUGCUCUUUCGACACUCCGGACGACUCGGUGCGGAAUAAGCUCAUCUUGAUUGCCAGAAACAAAGGUGUGGUGUUGGGGGGCUGCGGCGACAAAUCCAUUCGUUUCCGUCCCACACUGGUCUUCAGGGACCACCACGCUCACCUGUUCCUCAAUAUUUUCAGCGACAUCUUAGCAGACUUCAAGUAAAGAAGCCAUUCCACUACACUCUGAGGAAGCCCCGAUCUCAACAGUCGUCAAAUUGAUUAGUUUGCCUAAUUCAUGUUUUCACUUAAAAGUAUUAGCGGCGAAUGCAUAAACUGAAGGGUUUUUUGUGAGGAAGGAACGUGUUUGGUGGUUUGGGGGAGGGGGAGAGAAGAGGGGAGGGCUGGUUUUGAUUUUCCUCCCUGCAGAGCCAAGGCUGCACAUUGGUUUAAGCCCAGAAAUUCUGCUAGAGCCCUGGACGUAGUCUUGGGAAGGGCCGCUGGGACCGUGGCCAUAUUUCUGCCCAGCCUUGACCAACCCAGUAAUGGUUUUGGAAGCCAGUCAAGGGACUUACACCCGCCCCUGGGACUGGUGGCUGGGACUUAGGGGUUCCAGUCCAUCUCAAGUGCCGUAUUGUGUAAUCAGGACGCCGGCUGCCCCUGCCCUAUGCAGCAAACAGGCCCUCAGCUUCUCAGCCAGCCCCUGCAGCUCUGAGCACGCCCCCAGCACGCUUCAGUCAGGGACGGGACAGGUCCUGGGAAGGCAGAAAAGUGGGGACGUGUGGACCGAGCUCAGGUGGGGGAAGGGGUCUCCUGGCCUCCUGAAGACUAGGACCACUCCUCUCCGUGCGCCUGGGGGGGUCCUCCGAACUGUGAGUUCUGUCCUUCGUGGGGCUUUGCCCUUGGAGGAUCCCCAGGUGGCAUCACUGUCGGCUGGCAUUCGACAGCCUCCAUGCCCCGAACUCUGUCCUCCCUGGUAAACGGCAGCCUGAGAGUCCACAGGGACAGGCGUGCGUGAAAGGUCAGAAGCACACGCCUGUCGCCCCAGGAGCGCAAGCCCAGGGGCCGGGGUAGCAGAGCCACGCACCCUGUCUCCCCGGGCAUUUGGGGGCCCGGCUUGUGGACCCCUUGUCCCGGGAGGCUCCUGCUCACCCACAUUCCCUCCACCACUGAGCACACGCAUGAGAGGCUUGGCUGUUCCAUGGGGGGGCUCACUGCUGGACCGAUUUCUUCUUGUCUUGAGGGAAGCGCCAUGAAUGAAAGGCGCCAGAGCUCUGUGCAUGGGGCACGUCGGUUUAAGGCAGUUUCCUUGUACCUGUCCUCCUGAAAUCAGCUUUUCCCGACAUGACUGAGUGUGGAGAUUACCCAGCAGAUGGUACUUACAUGCUUAGCUGGGGCUGUGGCUGAGGCGAGUUUCUCUGCUGGAGGCGAGACACUGGUGGAAGUGAUUCGACCUCAAAUGCCCCUAAAAGGAGCACUUGAUAGUCUCAGAGCCAGGAAGUAUUAUCUAGUGGGUAGACUGGGAAAGUUCUCUGUCCCAAAGGAAGCCACUUCAUCCCCGGGUGGCUUGGUUGGCCAUUUUGGAAGAUAAGCACAACAAGGUUCUGAUUCAGCAUUUUGCUUUGCUUUGCUCUUUUCAUGACGAAUCAUCCAAAGAUCUCAAAGUGGGUUUUUUUUCUUUAGCUUUCACUCUUCAGCAGACUUGGUCACCCGCCUAUUUUUGUUGAAGAACGAAAGACACCGGCAUGUUUAACAGACAUGGACAGAUCCACGCAUCCCAGUUCACUUUACGUUCCUGCAGUGAGCGCUAAUCUGUUGCUCUUAAUAAGUUGUGCCAUGUUUAAGGUCAUUUAUGUUGCCAACUAAGUAGAGAUGUGUGACUCCCUCUCUCUGCAAGGUUUCACUCGUUUGUAUAUUCAUUUGUUCAACAUUCAGUCAUUCAUCAAACUUUCAUUCAAUACCUGCACCAUCCCAGGCCCUGUGCUAAGCACUAGGAAUACAGAGAUGAGAUAAAACACAGUCCCUGCCCUCAGGAGCUCAUAUGCCAUUGGAAACAGACUCUUAGCUAACAGAGUGGCAAGUGGUAUAACAGGUGUAAGCGCAUCAGGAAAGCAGAGGGAGUCCUGCAAGCCACUUGAGGGUGAGAGGUUUCUGAGAAAGUGACGUUUGAGCAGGGUUUUGCAGAACGAGGAAGAGUUCGCCAAGCUGACAAGGCAAAGAAGAGUGUUGCGGAAAGGGAAUGGCAUGUGCAAAGGCACGUCAGUCGGUUCAUGGUCUCACAGCUUUUGCUGGGGAGCCACAUUCCACAGACAACACCCCAAGGUUCAAGGCCUUAUUUAACAAACAUGCCAGAUGCAAACCAAACCAUCAUUCAUUCAUUGACUUAAGUAUGCUUUCUCCUGAGAACUUUGGCAUUGGGUGCAAAUAUUAAUAAGGUUCUUGGAGCCCAAAGGGUUUUAAGGCGGGGCAUAACCAGAAAGUUGGCUCCUUCAGUGGCGAGAGUGGCUCCACUAUUUUGUUCUCUCCCCAUGGGGCACUGACAGAGGGAUGAGAUCAUUUUAUCUGGAAAGUCAUUUCCAGAUUUAUUAUUCACUGCUUACCAAGGGAAGUUAGUUCCUGUUAGAAAUUUUUAAGCCAUUUACCAAGUUCUUGUUGAUUCAGGGCAUAAUGAGUUCCUGAGACGUCCUCUUUUGCGGGGUGGGAGUUUAGCCGGAAGAAUUUCAAGGAAAAGAAUUCUCAGCAGAGCUCAAGGUUGUGGAGACUCAGAAGUUGGUGAAAACAUGGGGAGCCCAGCGGACAGGCUGCUCUCUAGGGCAGGGCCCAGGAAGACGUACUUCUGUGGCCAAUGGUCUGGAAAUGAAUCCAUCGUAAUCAGUGCCAUGGAGUUUAGUAAAUGUCUAGCAAGUCUUGUCUCCUUUACAGAACACAAGGUCCAAUGAUAGCAAGUCUUAUCGCAUCCUUACUUUUAUUAUAAAUGGGUGUUUUUUUAUAAUUUUUACUGACACUCAGUGACCAUGCAAAAUUGUGCACAGCAUUAAUAUGUCUCUAUAUCUAUACCUAUCUACAUAUGUAUAUGUCAGCUCAUGGUAGAAAACCAUAGCUAGGGAGCAUCACAGACUUAUGCAUACAAAGUGAUCUGGUUUACAGUAUUCUGUUGAUAGUGCCAAUCAAUGAUAAAGAAAUGAACAUGUCACAGUGUAACUGACCAUAUGCACAAUUCCAUGAAUUAAAUCUGUUUCCUGUGUUAAUCGGUAUUCUUAAAUUUAAAAGAAUUUAUAAUGGAAACAU